This is a messenger RNA of Pyrus x bretschneideri (Chinese white pear), 1821 nucleotides long. RefSeq lists its product as uncharacterized. The transcript has 4 exons. Lineage: Eukaryota; Viridiplantae; Streptophyta; Magnoliopsida; Rosales; Rosaceae. The record is from RefSeq and is a predicted model, not a curated record. The coding region runs from base 438 to 1277 and encodes 279 amino acids.
GUCUCUUCUGCAACUGGUGGCUCCACUUUUUGUUUUUUGGCAUGCUCGGUGAUUGAUUUUGAUUCCUUUUAAUUCUAUGGUGUUAGUUUUCUGGGUCACUGAAAUAUUAGGGUUUGAAUUUGGAAGAAUUAGAUUACGAAUCGCCAGUUAGGGCUACACUUUAGGAUUCUGGGGGCUGUUCUUGUGGAUAUUUCCUGCAGAAAUUCUAGUUUCUCUGAAAUUCACAGCCACUGUCGCCGUUACAAGGAAGAUACGCGCCUCAACCCCCCACCCCCUUUUAUCUAUGUUGAGAAUUAUCAGCGAUUUUGUGGAUAAUCGUGUUCGUGUAUGCAUGAGUUUACAUUUCUUAUACUGACACACUGGUUCGUUGUGUAGCAAUUGAUUCUACUAGUCGGAGAAGCUACAGCAACUAGUUCUUUUCAGUUCUGGCUCCUAUUAUGCUUGCCAACCGCAGACAAGUUCUCAACCCUUCUCGUUGCUCUAUGAGAUUUGCUUCUUCUGAAGGUUAUUCUGUUCUUAAUUCAAGUGGUCUUCAGCACUGGUUCAAAAAUUGGCAAGGACUCAGAAAAAAUAAACUGACAGCAAGCACUUUUGCUGCGGCGGUUGGUUUUUUUCAUCGCAGAAGACGCCAGCUUUGGCUAGAGAAGAUUGGAGCCCUGGAACCAUUUUCGGGUAAUUUGGCUACCUGUUGGAGCAAUAUCAAAGAAGAGGAAGCACUUGAAAGAUACAAGCUGAUAACAGGAAAUUCUGUUUUGUUUCCUGAAUUUCAAGUUUAUGGUAAUAGGAAUGUUGGAGAGGAUUGGCUGGGAGCUUCACCGGAUGGGGUGAUUGAUAUGCUGGUAUACGGAUUGCCUUCACGAGGAGUACUGGAGAUUAAGUGUCCAUUUUUUGAUGGAAAUAUGAAGAAGGCUACCCCUUGGUCACGAAUUCCUCUAUACUGUGUUCCACAGGCUCAGGGUUUAAUGGAAAUACUUGACAGGGAUUGGAUGGAUUUCUAUGUUUGGACUCCUAAAGGGAGCAGCCUAUUCAGGGUAUAUCGGGAUGCAGAAUACUGGGAUGUUCUGAAAAUAGUUCUCUCGGAUUUUUGGUGGAAUCAUGUCCAGCCAGCGAGGGAGAUCUUGAGCAAGUCUCAGAUUAGAGAUCCCCUCGUUGAAUUAAAAUGGCUCAAGCCAGCACCCAGGCAUGAACUGUGUAGUUAUGUAGUUUAUGAAAGCAAACGCGUUGUUGAUAACUCCAAGUUAUUGAUGCGUGAAAUCAAUGGCAAACUGGUAAACUGAUUCAUCUAUAACCACAGUAUAGGCACUUCAGCUUACUGAUUCGUGAAAUCAAUGGCACAUCAAGUAGCUGGAAUGUGACUUUGAUGAAAGAUUUUACUGGAGUUGGAUUUUACAUUAUCUCAAAGGCAAGUAGAAGGCUGUAAAGACAGUCUCAAUUAUUUCAGAUACUACCAGGUCUAGGUGUUCGAACAACGAAGCGGAUAACGAACAAUCCUUCAUACAGAUGACUUGCUUACACGAAAGGGAAGUGUUAUUGGCACUUCAAAAAUCUCAUUUUACACUUUUCACAAGUGUAUUUUUCUUUCCAAAUAUAGAAAGUUUGGAGUGUAAUGAGAUUUUUAGAGUGUCAAUAACAAUUCCUAGACAAAAUUAUUGAACCAUUUGUAAGUACAGAUUUCCGUGGCAAGCUUAGCGUUUGAUUGCUGGUUUCCUGUAUUUUGUCUAUACGACUGGUAUCAGACUAUGCCAAGUACAAGAGACGCAUGUGAAUGUUUUUGGUUUACACGAGUGUGUGUUACACAUGAUGAUUACCAUCUCUUCGAUA